Molecule: messenger RNA, 3679 nt
Organism: Phalacrocorax carbo (great cormorant)
Lineage: Eukaryota; Metazoa; Chordata; Aves; Suliformes; Phalacrocoracidae
Source: RefSeq, a predicted model, not a curated record
GGCGGGGUGCGGGACCCGGGAGGCGGUGGCGCAGGCGGCGGGCCGGGCCCGGGAGGCGGCGGGCCGGAGCGGGCCGGGCCGGGCACGGCGGAGCGGAGUGGGGCGGAGAGGGCCGCACCGGAGCCGAGCGGGCCGCAGCGGGCCGGGCCGGUAGCUGGGCGGCGCGGCGAGCCCCGGUCCCUGGCGGGCAGCGCCAUGGCGGAGACGAUCAUAAUCCGUGUGCAGUCCCCAGAAGGAGUGAAGCGCAUCACGGCCACGAAGCGAGAAACAGUGGCAACGUUCCUCAAGAAGGUUGCAAAAGAAUUUGGUUUCAGGAAUAAUGGGUUUUCUGUCUACACCAAUAGAAACAGGACAGGAGAGAUCACAGCAUCACAAAACAAAUCCCUCAACUUACUGAAAAUCAAGCAUGGCGAUAUGCUGUUUCUCUACCCCUCGAGCCCGGCUGGCUCUUCCUCAGAGACUAUGGACACCUCUGUCUCCCAAGGCUUGCGGCCUGUGGGGGCUCCCCAGGUGGUGGAAGAUGAGAUUGACCAGUAUCUGAUCAAACAGGAUGGGAAGAUUUACCGAAAUCGAGACCAGCAGCUGUGUCGCCAUGGCCCCUUGGGUAAAUGUGUGCACUGUGUACCGCUGGAGCCUUUUGAUGAGGAUUAUUUAAACCAUCUGGAACCUCCUGUGAAGCAUAUGUCCUUCCAUGCCUACAUCAGGAAGCUGACCGGAGGGGCAGACAAGGGGAAAUUUGUUGCCCUGGAAAACAUCAGCUGUAAGAUCAAAUCGGGCUGUGAAGGGCACCCUCCUUGGCCAGAAGGCAUUUGCACAAAGUGUCAGCCAAGUGCCAUCACUCUCAAUAGACAGAAAUACAGGCAUGUUGACAACAUCAUGUUUGAGAACCACACAAUUGCAGAUCGCUUCCUAGACUUCUGGCGGAAGACAGGAAACCAACAUCUUGGGUAUCUGUAUGGCCGGUACACAGAGCACAAAGACAUCCCUCUGGGGAUCCGGGCGGAGGUUGCUGCCAUCUAUGAACCCCCACAGAUCGGUACACAGAACAGCCUGGAGAUCCUGGAAGAUCCAAAAGCUGAGGUUGUGGAUGAGAUCGCUGCAAAGCUUGGACUGAGAAAGGUUGGCUGGAUAUUUACUGAUCUGGUCUCUGAAGACACACGGAAAGGGACUGUUCGAUACAGCAGAAACAAGGACACGUAUUAUCUAAGUGCAGAAGAGUGCAUCACAGCUGGAAACUUUCAGAACCAGCAGCCCAACAUCUGUCGCCUUUCUCCAGAUGGUCAUUUUGGAUCCAAGUUUGUCACAGUUGUGGCUACAGGUGGUCCCGACAACCAGGUCCACUUUGAGGGGUACCAGGUCUCAAAUCAGUGCAUGGCGCUGGUUCGAGAUGAGUGUUUGCUGCCCUGCCGAGAUGCACCGGAGCUGGGCUAUGCCAAGGAGUCCAGCAGUGAGCAGUAUGUGCCUGAUGUGUUCUAUAAGGACAUAGACAAGUUUGGCAACGAGAUCACACAGCUGGCUCGCCCGCUCCCGGUUGAGUACCUAAUCAUAGAUAUUACUACAACUUUCCCCAAGGAUCCAGUCUACACUUUUUCUAUUUCUCAAAAUCCAUUCCCCAUCGAGAACCGCGAUGUGCUGGGAGAAACUCAGGACUUCCACAGCUUGGCCACGUACCUGUCCCAAAAUACUUCCUCCGUUUUCCUAGACAUCAUUUCUGAUUUCCAUCUGCUCCUCUUCCUGGUCACGAACGAGGUCAUGCCUCUGCGGGACAGCAUCAGCUUGUUGCUGGAAGCUGUGAGGACCAAGAAUGAGGAGCUCGCACAGACGUGGAAAAAAUCAGAGCAGUGGGCCACCAUUGAGCAGCUCUGCAGCACAGUCGGUGUCCAGAUCUCAGGACUACAGGAGUAUGGUGCCAUGGGUGGCUCGACGCACGCCGUGUCGGCAGCCAUGUGGGCCUGCCAGCACUGCACCUUCAUGAACCAGCCGGGCACGGACCACUGCGAGAUGUGCAGCCUGCCCCGGACCUAGCCACGCCAGCGCGGCGGCAGACUCCAAUACAGAGCAAACCCUUGAGCAGCAGGAGUGGUGCUUCUCCCUUCCCCAUCCUUCUUUCCGCUUCCCACCAUCGGGCCACCCCAGGGUGCAGAGCCAGGCAGGGGGUGGCUCCAGCCCUCCCCAGUUACUCCUCAUUCCCUUUCAGGGGCAGCCCUAUAGUUGCAGAAGGAAUUGGGUGCCCUGGCUUUAUCUGAUGCUGGCCCCAGCCUGGGAAAACAAUGCUUAACCUCAGCCUUUGCCCAGUGGGGCCGGGCUGGUCCCCCUGCUGCCCCCAGCUGCUGUCCUAACCUAAUCCUGGGACAGCGCUUGGGGGCUCGGGGGGACUGUGGUCAGCCAGGGCACCCCUCUCCCUACUUGCCUGCCUGCCCAAAGUAGCCUCACGGCAUAGCAGAGGUGACAGGGAGGCUUUGGCACCUCGCUGCCCACAGCUUUGCUCCCCUUUCCCUGCCCACGUGGGUCGCUGCUGCCAGCUUUGGGUGCCCAGGUAUUGACAGCCUUCGCACUAAACAGCCCGGGCAGACCGAGCAGAUGACUGUUAACAGCUCUGGGCCAGACGGCGGCUCUGCCAGGCUGGGCCCCGGCGUGCUGGCAGCACUCCCGUAGCAGGACAGGCCCCCCUUGGCACUGGGCAAGCGGUGGGCAUGUGCCAGCUCCGGGCUUGGCACCACUCCCAGGGUGCCGAGCCAUGCUCGCUCCCUCUCGUGCAGCAGAGAUGCUUCAGUGCCUGGCUAUGUGUGCUGAGGCUGGCAUGCCCUAGUCCUGGCCAUCCGCUGUGGGGGCUGCGGGAAGGGUGUCAUGUUCCUCCGUGUGCCGUGUCACCCCACAGAGCGCGGUUUGGCUCACGAGGAAUGUGCGAGGUACCCUGAGCAGCAGCUCAUCCCCUCCUUUGGCAUGAUGCUGUGCAGAGGGAGCUGCAUAACUCGGGCACCCACCUCGCCUCCCAUGUGCCCUGGCUCGGCAAGGGAGCUGGCCCCUGCAGCUGGCGCCUUCCCCCAUGCCCACAUCCCUCCCGAGCGUGUCCUCCACAGUGCAGGGCUGGAGCUGGGGCUCAGGCUGCGCUCCUGCCACUCUAUCUCCCCUUUAGACCCUGACUGGGGGCUGCCCUGUGCCAGGGAGGUGGGGAGAGGGCAGGCAGAUGCUUGCACUUCCCUGGGAGCUCAGCCCUCCUCUUGCAGGGCCUCUGCCCUGUCCUGGAGACCCCCCUGCCCUGUUGCUGCAGGUUCAGGCCUUAGUUAAAUCUGCAGGACACUGAUUCCAGCACUGCCCUGUGCCCUUCUCAUCAGAGGGAGGUGUGAGGCCCAUCCUGUGCCAGGACAGCAUUGCCCCUGCCUUCUCCAGCCAGGCAGCAGGGCAGGCAGCAUAGCAGGGACCCCCGGUGCCUGACAGCCUCCCCCCCGCCCCGCUGCUGUCGGCAAGUGCCUGCCUGGGCUCUGCCGAAGGCUUCGUCCUGACGGCGUUAGCGGAGUGGCCACCCAGUGCUGCCACAGGGCUUAUGGGCUGCGGUUUGCUUUUCCCCGCGGUUUGUUCAUGUUUGGGGUUGCAGCAGUGUGCAGGGCCUGGACUGGACUGACCUGGGUGCAGGGUCUUGCGAGUAAUGUUGAAUAAAAGCACCUAAAAUGAGAGCCAG